ACUCAACUCAUUCUCUCCCAAACUCUCUCUCUCUCUCUUCUUUCUCUCUCUACUCUUUCACUCACUUCGCCGGCGACGGUAUCAAAACCCUCGCCGUCGACCAAUCUUUCAUCGUCUCAGAGAAUUGAAAUUACCCAAAUUCUGAUUCUGAAAACACUGAUUUCGAGAAUUGAGAAUCCGUAAACCCUAGCUAUAUAUAUAAAUAGCUUCAGUUAAACUGUAGCUGAAGCUUAAGCUGAGAGAAUUUUCAUCAAUGGCGGACUCGGACAAUGACUCGGGAGGACACAACACCGGAGCGAACGCGAACAACGAGCUAUCUCCGAGAGAGCAGGACAGGCUUUUGCCGAUAGCGAACGUGAGCAGGAUCAUGAAGAAGGCUUUACCGGCGAACGCGAAGAUCUCCAAGGACGCCAAGGAGACAGUUCAGGAGUGCGUCUCUGAGUUCAUCAGCUUCAUCACCGGCGAAGCCUCCGAUAAGUGUCAAAGAGAGAAGAGGAAGACAAUCAACGGCGACGAUCUGCUCUGGGCCAUGACCACGCUGGGGUUCGAGGAGUACGUGGAGCCACUCAAGAUCUACUUACAGAGGUUUCGGGAGAUGGAGGGAGAGAAAGGUGGCUCCGCGGUGGCGGCGCGUGAUAAGGACGCUGUCUCGGGGAGCGUCGGAAACGGUGGCGGGUAUGGAGACGGUGGCGGCGGCGGCGGUGGCGGGGGUGGUGGUGGGAUGUACGGAAGUGGAAUGGUUAUGAUGGGCCAGCAACAUCAGGGACACGUGUACGGUUCUGGUGGGUUUCAUCAAAUGGCUAGCAAUAGUGGUGGUGGGCUUGGGCCUAAGUCUGGGCCUGGUCAUUUGAGCCCAAAUUCGAAUUAUGGUAGGCCGAGAUAGUGAUAAUAUAGACUCAUUCACUCACAUGGUCUCUACUUACUCCUAAAUAUAUAAUAAUCAAAGAUUAAAUAGAGAUUAGAGGGGAAAACAUUAAAAUGUUAAUUCUUGCUCAUUAUCACUACGACUCUUUUUCUAUUUAUUCAUCAAAAACCAUAUAUACAUAUAUAUAUAAUAUAUAUGUAUAUGUAUGUAUAUGUAUAUGUAUAUGCAUGUAUUGUAUCGUUUUUACUAUUAGAAGCCAAAUCUUGAGUAAGUUGGGAAUUGGGGUUAUAUAAUGUAUUUAGAUUUGCAUAUUGAGCUUGAUUUGAAGGUUUAGAUUUAGGUUUUAUUUGUUAAUUAUCUAAUUUUCGUAUGUAUUUGGGAUUAAUGAAGUGACAUAAAACUGUACUUACUAAUUCUCAUCUUGUACUCCAAUAACUUAUUAUUCUAUCUUUCAUUUCAAA
Humulus lupulus (European hop) is the source of this 1326-nucleotide messenger RNA. Its product is annotated as nuclear transcription factor Y subunit B-3-like. The record is from RefSeq and is a predicted model, not a curated record. Bases 254 to 883 code for a protein of 209 amino acids. Gene Ontology annotation, molecular function: protein heterodimerization activity; RNA polymerase II cis-regulatory region sequence-specific DNA binding; DNA-binding transcription activator activity, RNA polymerase II-specific. Gene Ontology annotation, cellular component: nucleus; CCAAT-binding factor complex. NCBI's taxonomy places the organism in Eukaryota, Viridiplantae, Streptophyta, Magnoliopsida, Rosales, Cannabaceae. The transcript has a single exon. Gene Ontology annotation, biological process: regulation of transcription by RNA polymerase II.